AUGUCCAGCUCUAAGUUCUUCUUCAACUAUAGGCAUACAGGAAAUACCAUAGCUAUUUACAGAUAUUUGAAGGAAAAGGGUAUCACCGAUGAUUAGUUUCCUUAGUCAAAAAGAAUAAACUCUAAUGAAAAGACAAAAAUCUUUAUCUUUAUGAAUGGACAUGGAGGUGAAAACUUCUUCAAGAUUUAAGAUACUGAGGUAGUCCAUAGCGAAGAUUUUGGAAAGGUUUUCAAUGAAAUGGAUAUUAAAAACAAAUAUAGUGAGAUUCUACUAUUACUUGAUACCUGUGAGGCAAUGACUCUUUUUGAUAGAGUUAAUGCCCCUAAUAUUAUGAUGGUCGGAACUUCAGUACUUGGCUAGCAUGCCUAUUCUCAUUUGAUAGAUAGCAGUCUUAAUACUUACAUAAGUGAUAAAUUCAGUUUCUUCUUCCAUGAGUUCAUCAGAACCAAGAACUUUAAUAGAAAAGUUAAGAUAUCAGACUUUUUGAAUUUAUUCCCCUACUCUAAACUUGACUCUGAUCUUUAAAUAAAGAAUACGUUCAAAAAUAAAUCACCAGAUCAAAUGUUUCUCUAUGAGUUUCUACCAAUUGAUAAAGAAGAUGUGCUAGGGGGCUAAGAUUUGGAUAAAAAUCAAGAAGAAUUAAAAUUCUACAACUUUAAUGAAUUCGAUGAAAAUUCUUUGAUUAUUUGA
This is a messenger RNA of Stylonychia lemnae, 690 nucleotides long. Lineage: Eukaryota; Ciliophora; Spirotrichea; Sporadotrichida; Oxytrichidae. The record is from the annotation of a GenBank genome assembly.